Molecule: messenger RNA, 2353 nt
Organism: Brassica napus (rape)
Lineage: Eukaryota; Viridiplantae; Streptophyta; Magnoliopsida; Brassicales; Brassicaceae
Product: protein EARLY FLOWERING 3-like
Exons: 4
Coding region: 361-2160 (599 amino acids)
Biological process (GO): regulation of photoperiodism, flowering
Source: RefSeq, a predicted model, not a curated record
UGUCGAGCACUUUCCAAGUAGUAAACUAUGCUGUGAAAUGUUAUCUUGUUCUUCGAUCUCAUUGGGCCCCAUUUUCUUCUUCUUCUUCUUCUUCUUUUCCCCUUCAUCGUAUCCUAUCUCUCUCUCUCUCUCACAAGUCAUCUUCGUCUUCCUCUCUCUCUCGAAUCUUGUUCCUUUGCUCCUCUGCGUUUUUUUUACAUCUAUACUUCAUACAUCUUGAGGUCGGUGUUUGAGUUUUUUCUUUGAUCGGUGAGAUCUAAUCGUAGUCGGUGGAGCCUGGUUUGGUGGGCUCUUUCAGUUCAUAGGAUUCUGAGGUUUAUUAUAUUACUGGGAGGGGUUUUAUUAGGGGUUUGAGGGGUGAUGAAGAGAGGGAAAGAAGAGGAGGAGAAGAAACUGGAACCAAUGUUUCCUCGACUUCAUGUGAACGAUGCAGACAAAGGAGGAGGACCUCGAGCUCCUCCUAGAAACAAGAUGGCUCUCUAUGAGCACCUCACCAUCCCUUCUCACAGGUUUACUGAUCAUCAUAGUUCCUCGCCACGUCACACCAACACUCUCUUUCCUCCUCCUCCUCCUGUACCAUCUAACCAGCCUUGUGGUGUGGAGAGAAACUUGACUUCCCAGCAUCUUGAUUCUUCAGCUUCUGGCCAUGUAACCCAAAUGUCCUCCAUGGAAUAUGUGACAACUUCAGCACAUCGUCGUCGUGAUCAAAGGAAAACGCUAAGAGAGGAAGAUGAUUUUGCGGUUCCUGUAUAUGAUAAUGAUAGCUCAACAAGAUUUCAGUCUCCUGGUAGAAGAAACGGUGAAAAACGCACCACUUUGUUUGGAGACCAGGCUAAGGGUAGUAGUAGCAGCAAAAGGCAUGGAAUGGAUCUUGAAAAGUCAGCAUCGGGUUGUGAAAGAGUUAAUGCUUCCUUGUUGAGACAAGAGUCUACAAGUAGUAGGUUAGAGUUAGACCAAGAUGGUGAUGAAACUGGAGUGAUGGAAACUGAUGAUGGAGUUGAAUCUCAUGGCGAUCCUAAUGACGUGGACAAUGAUGAUGUUUCUGAUGAUUCGAUAUCCAGCGUAGACGUCUCUCCCGAUGAAGUUGUGGGAGUAAUAGGUCAAAAACGUUUCUGGAGAGCUAGGAAAGCUAUUGCCAACCAACAAAGAAUAUUUGCGGUUCAGCUAUUUGAGUUGCACAGGCUGAUUAAGGUUCAAAGACUUAUUGCUUCAUCAUCGGAUGUCUUGCUCGAUGAGAUCAGUUAUCUUGGAAAUGUUCCAGUGAAGAAGCUUCUUCCCUCUGAAUUUAUAGUAAAGCCUCCUCCUCUACCACAGGUUACCAAACACAGAAGGGGCGACUCGGAGAAGACUGACCAAGAUAAAAUGGAAUGCUCAGCUGAGAACGUAGUCGGGAAGUCGUCAAACCAAGGUCAGCAGCAUCAACCGUCCAACUACAUGCCUUUUGCGAGCAACCCACCAACAGCUGUAAAUGGAUGUUACUAUCCUCCUCCUCCCUCUGGAGGAAAUCAGCAAUGGUUGAUCCCUGUAAUGUCUCCUUCCGAAGGACUAAUAUACAAGCCUCACCCUGGUCCAGGGCCGCCCGUCUGUGGAGGCUAUUAUGGUCAUUUUAUGCCUGCACCGAUGAUGAUGGGUAGUUUCAUGGGCGGUGGUCCACCUCCGUUUCACCCGGGCGUUGGCAAUGGCUACUUCCCUCCUUAUGGUAUGAUGAACCCUUACGGUUCAGGCCAUCAACAACAACAGCAGCCCAGUGAGCAAAUGAAUCAGUUUGUGCAUCCUGUGAACACCCAACAACAGAGCUCCGUCAAUGAAGCGAUCUCACAACAACAGCCAACAAAAUCUUAUCCACGGGCUAGAAAGAGCAGGCAAAGGAGCACAGGAAGCAGUCCAAGGGGUCCAGAGGGGAUCUCUGAUACGAACUCCUUUCGGCCAUUUUCAGUGGUUGAUGAUGAUGACAACAACGAGCCUGAGCAAAUGAUGACGACUACCACAACAACAACGAGAACAACUGUUACUCAGACAACAAGAGAUGGAGGUGCGGUGACGAGAGUGAUCAAGGUGGUUCCGCACAACGCCAAGCUGGCGAGUGAGAAUGCUGCUAGGAUUUUCCGGUCGAUACAAGAAGAACGUAAACACUACGACUCCUUUUCUAACCACUCUUAAGCUUUGUCCUUUUCGUAAUCUGUGUUUGCGACUGACUAUAUGUAUCUUUUUCUUUUUUGAUCAACUUCUCUAUAUGUAUCUUAAAAAGUAGAAAAUUGUGAUACAUGUUAUUCUCCAAGUAUUUACAAUGUAAACUUCUUCAAGCCUUGAAACGUCAGAGAAACACAUGUAUAUAUCAAUGACUUUUUCCCAA